Magallana angulata is the source of this 1693-nucleotide messenger RNA. RefSeq lists its product as uncharacterized. Lineage: Eukaryota; Metazoa; Mollusca; Bivalvia; Ostreida; Ostreidae. The record is from RefSeq and is a predicted model, not a curated record. The transcript is spliced from 4 exons. The coding region runs from base 575 to 1690 and encodes 371 amino acids.
CUAAGCAUACUUUUAAGUAUAUAUCAAAAUAGAAAAAAAAUUAUUCAAUUUAAGUAUUUCCUGAACAUAAACUUUGGAAGGGAAAACGCCACUUAACAAAGGUUUGUAUGGCGAUAAACAAAGUUAAAAUUUGAUUCAAAUUCGACUUUUUAUAGCUGGUUUAACAAAAACAGGAAAUUAAUACCCUGCUCUUAGCAACAGAACGAGUUUAUAAAUGCUUUGUAAACGCGAAUUUAAAGACAAAACCUAGUGUGAGUACAAUUUUAGUAAAUGCUCGAAAUAUAUCGAUUACUCAAUGUAACUCAACUAAUUGAAACAUGAAUUGACAGUUCUCAAAAACCAGGAGCCAAGAAUUUUUCAUUCAAAGAAUCAUAAAUAGUUGAAAUAAAUGUGUCCUCAGGAAAAAGAUGCCAUUUUAAUUCAUUAACUUAUGCAACAUUGCCGUUAAUAAAAUAAUUAAAUAUAUUUACAAUUCAUCAUAAAUCUCGUGAAUGAAAAACAAAAAUUUCUAUUUCCGUGUUUUACUCAGUUUCAUUGAGGAAAAUAAUUACAAAGGGUUUUGCAGCUUUUAAAAAUGUUUUCUUUAUCUUUUAGGAUGAACUUUACCAUUUAUUUACUUAUUCUAUUUAAUCUCAAAUUGCUGACGACUUCCCAGUUUUGUGGCACAUAUGGCAAAAUAGAUUAUUGCUGCGACAACUACUACUUCGAUAGCAUAAAGAAAGACUGUCUUGAAUGCCCCAAUGGAUCCUACGGACGAAACUGUUCGAAGACGUGUGUGAUACCAAAAUAUGGAUGGCUCUGCUAUGAAACAUGUGAAUGCAAAAAUGAUGAAUAUUGUGACAUUGUAUCCGGUUGUCUCAAUGCAAGUACCACUUCCGCGCCCACCUCUACCCCAUUAGUAGAAACCUCGACACCGGAAAUAAAGGAAUCAUCAAGUGUUACAGAUACACAUUCAACCUAUAGAACACAGAGCGCAGAUAUUACAGAACUGCAUUCUAAUAAGAAAGAUACCUUUGAUGUAAAAUCAGCGAUCAUUGUGUCUGUUUCUGUUGCUUCUACUACAGUAUUUGUUUCGGUAGUUGGUUGUAUAAUAUUCUGCUGCAUAUAUAAGCGGAAACUUAGUUACCCUUUUCAAAACACACAAUAUGAUGAAUCAUCGAAUGAUCCUGACAUUCAGGUGCGCACGCCGCUGAGUAACUUGGAGACAGAAGUAUACAUGUACAUGGAGAUAGAAGAAAUAUCGCCUGCACUGAGUGGUGAUAUACCUGAUAAAACUAAAGAACACGUUAAAACAAAUUACGACCAGUUGUCGAAGACGGUUUCAGAUUCCUCCAAAUAUAGUGAGAUAGGUAAAUAUUACACAGAUAUUGAAAAAUAUAAGACAUUCACCACGCACAAGGCGCUGUACCACCACAGAGAGUUAAAACGUCAUAAUUCUUGGCAUCAUGUGAUUGAGAAGCCACUUAACAGUAGAUCUCCUUCCUUUACAAGAAAAGCAAACAGUUACUUAGAACUAUGUGAAGAUAAUGAUUAUCUUGAAGCCGUCCAUAAAUUAAAAAAUAUUGAAGCUUGUAGAGAUUUUAUUUAUGCAAACAUGAACACUUCUCAAUUAGCCAAUCCUAUUUCUAGUUUUCAUUCAAAAAACGCUGUUUCUUAUGAUGAUUUUGUUUCUAUAAUAAAAGAAUGUUGACUG